AAUCACUCUCUCUCUUCCUUCUUCCCCGCUCACUGUAGUCUCUUCUCUCUCUCUCUCUCUCUCUCUCUCUAAGGAUGUCUUCGACAACAAUCGGCGAGCACAUCAGACUCCGACGAGCUAGGAACCAAACAAUCCGUCACCUGGAGGCCGCCGAAGAUGAUCCGCCGCUGAGCCACGUCGUGCUUCCCAUUUCUCAGCCUAAUAGCUUUUGUAACUCCGCAGUGUCUUCCUUCUUUCUCCUCCCGACGUCCUCCUCCUCCAACGAACCAACCAAGAAGAAACCGUACCAAACGGCGUCGUUUCGAGGGAUGGGUUGCACUGCCGCUGCAACAGCUCGGGAGGUUUCUGUUCCUUCCGUGAUUCGCUCCUCCGCUGAUUGGGAUGCCAGAAUUAGAAAUGAUAAGAAGAAGAAGCAGAAGAAGAAGAGCAAGACGAAUAAAGGAAGCUAUGAAGAUGGUUCAAUUAGGAUUUUAAGCGAGACUACAAGAGACGUUGAUGGUGGUGGUUGCGUCGCGAUUCCUGAUGUUUGGUGCGGACCAGGAAUAGGAUUCUCGACUGAUGCUGUUGUUGAUCGAUCCGUCCAUCCUCCUCGGAGAAGGACUCUUCCGUCGUCUCGUCGCAAAAUUGAUGUGGAUAACAACAAUUCUAAUCACACUAUUGAGGGUUCUUCUGUUCUUCCCAGGCGGUUUCUCAAUCAAGAAUCUCAUUCUCAUGCAUCAUCACGCGCUGAACCAACAUUGUUAUCAAGUAGAUGUCGUAGCCACCUUCGACAGUCUUACCCUGAUGAUCUUACCGAGAUGAUGAUGCUCCAGAAUGGUUUUGUAAUGGGAAGAAUAACAGAUUUGCGUGAUCACUUCCACGAAUUGAGGCUCGAUGUUGAUAGCAUGUCAUAUGAGCAACUUCUUGAGCUUGGUGAUAGGAUUGGUUAUGUGAAUACUGGACUUAAAGAAAGUGAGAUACAUCGUUGUCUUGGGAAAAUUAAACCCUCUACAUCACAUACUCUUGCUGACAGAAAAUGCAGCAUCUGUCAGGAUGAGUAUGAGAGAGAGGAUGAGGUUGGAAAACUGAACUGUGAACACAGCUUUCAUGUCCAUUGCGUGAAACAAUGGCUAGCGAGGAAGAAUGCUUGUCCUGUCUGUAAGAAGACAGCAUACUUCAAGCCUUGAGAGUUAAGAGACUUGUUGUAUCUCGCAUGGUUUAUGAUACCUCAAGAUCUUUCAUUUAAGCUUUCUCGCUGUAUAGAUCUGAAUCAUCUGCUAGUCCUCUAUUCGUAAUUGUUGUUUUUGGAUUUAGAAAUCACAAUUGUGCUUCUAAAUCUUAUUUUAUUUUGUGGAGUCUAUUUUAUGUGAUUGAAAUACUAUUUUUACAACACUUGUAAGAAGAACAAGAGUUUGAAAUCUAUGUAAGUCUCUAUUUUGUAGUCUUGAU
This is a messenger RNA of Capsella rubella, 1428 nucleotides long. RefSeq lists its product as uncharacterized. The record is from RefSeq and is a predicted model, not a curated record. The transcript has 5 exons. NCBI's taxonomy places the organism in Eukaryota, Viridiplantae, Streptophyta, Magnoliopsida, Brassicales, Brassicaceae. Gene Ontology annotation, molecular function: ubiquitin protein ligase activity. Bases 75 to 1166 code for a protein of 363 amino acids.